CCUGGCUAGCGCGCUUCUCGCUGUUCGUGGGUGACAUGACGGGAUUAUGGGGAAGUCGACAUUAUCUAGGGGCUAGCGUUCCAGGGUAAAUAUGUCGCCUGCCAUGGAUAAAACGCUAGUAGUCCUGCUAGCAAAGAUCUCUGGCGUCUGUCAAACGAAAGUACAUUGCCCCUCCCUCAUAGCUGCAUAUCGGCAGAAAAAGCCACACAAUCCACCGGAAGCUCAGCUGAUUCGACCAGACCGCGACAUUACCAAAGACUCCCACAGAGCAACAAUCAGAAUAGCCGGGCGAGUUUGUCAAACUGCCUCGGAGAUGGCCACAAAAACAGCGUGUAAGGACAAAGACCCACGAUGAUACCCCGGAUUUGGCGAUAG
This is a messenger RNA of Aspergillus wentii DTO 134E9, 375 nucleotides long. RefSeq lists its product as uncharacterized. Lineage: Eukaryota; Fungi; Ascomycota; Eurotiomycetes; Eurotiales; Aspergillaceae. The record is from RefSeq and is a predicted model, not a curated record. The coding region runs from base 92 to 355 and encodes 87 amino acids. The transcript has 2 exons.